Messenger RNA from Phymastichus coffea, 1789 nucleotides. RefSeq names its product hepatic triacylglycerol lipase. The transcript has 6 exons. NCBI's taxonomy places the organism in Eukaryota, Metazoa, Arthropoda, Insecta, Hymenoptera, Eulophidae. The record is from RefSeq and is a predicted model, not a curated record. Gene Ontology annotation, molecular function: lipase activity. Gene Ontology annotation, biological process: lipid metabolic process. The coding region runs from base 34 to 1047 and encodes 337 amino acids.
GUCGGACGGAGCUAGGCAUGCCUGCUCGCCGACAUGAUACCCGGCUUCAUCACGCCGCUACUCUGUCGGCUCUUUUUAAUGUACAAAGGCGACGCACCGGUGAACUUCGCGCUGUUCCCCUCGGGCACGUGCCUGCUGUGCUGCCCCGUCAAUCUCGACCGCGACAUACUUUACCAGCUGUACACCAGGCGAAACCCGACGAUACCGCAAACCAUACAGCCCGGCAACCCGUGCAGCCUUAGGAGAAGCAACUUCAACGCCAGCCAUCCGACUGUCGUCUACAUUCACGGGUACAGCGAGCGCUCGCCCGGCCUCAGCGGGACUACCGUCAGAAAUGCCUAUCUGUUCCGUAACAACUUUAACGUCAUCCUCGUGGACUGGAGUAAAAUGGCUACGAUGCCGUGGUACGUCAAAGCCGUGUGGAACACGAGAAUCGUCGGACCUCACAUCGCUCAAACGAUGAGGUGGUUGGAGUCUCUCGGUGCGUUCGAUUUGCGACGGCUGCACGUUGUUGGAUUUAGUCUUGGCGCCGAAGUGGCUGGGUUCAUGGGCAAAGCGCUGUUUCCUCAAAGGGUAGGUCGGAUAACAGGAUUAGACGCCGCGUAUCCCCUGUACAUGGACACGGGAAUGGAGGGUCACCUGACAGCGAACGACGCCAACUUCGUCGACGUCAUUCACACGGACGGCGGCAGACUUGGCUUCCCCGUGCCACUCGGCCACGCGGACUUUUAUCCCAACGGCGGCCGAGGCCGUCAGCCUGGUUGCGAUCUUCCCAACAUUCUCAUGAUGGGCGUCAACAGUCUCCUCAAUAGAAUUAUAACAUGCAGUCACCAGCGCGCCUGGCGUUUCUACGCGGAAUCAGUGACAAACCCAUUGGGCUUCCCGGCGAGCCGCUGCCCCAAGUGGCGACCAGAAAUGCGAACGCCCUGCCAGUGGCGACCCGAGACACUCAUGGGCUACGCGGCAAAUCCGCGUAGACGAGGACUCUUUUACUUGAGAACCAACGCGAAUGCGCCUUUCGCGACGAACAUUACCGGUUAUUGUUGAUUCGAUGCAUGAGUGUACUUGCAUGUGAAAAAAUUUAGUUAAUUUAUUCGUCUAUAAUUUAGCACGAACUUUCGCAUUUUUUUUACUUUUGUAUUGAUUAAAUUUUUUUCUUAAUGUUACGAGUGAUUCUUGUCGCUAAGUGUGGAAUAGGACAAUAGAACAAUUCAUUUUACAGUUGUCGUUGUGAAAAACCAAGUCAACUUUGGAAAAAAAAAAUAGUUCUUCAAUUAUUAAAAACACAUUCGUCCGCGCAAAGAAAAUGUACAGAUGUCAAAUUCAAUUUGCGAAUUUCUAUGAAAAGUUUGUUAACUUGAAUGAAAAAAGAGACAAACAUCACUUUACUAAUAUAUCAAUAAAACAGCCGUUACCAUAAUCAUUUGAAUGUGCUCGUAUUAAAAAAAUUACUCGACCGUUUCACGCCUAAAAGAAGAUGAAUCUCUUUGUUCGCGUCUUUUUCGCGAGAGAAAGUAGAGCGAAGUCAGUAGACACUUUCUACGUCAAACGGACGAUGAAAAUGUCGAUUUGCAAAAAAAAAAAAAGAAGAUCGACAGUGAAUCUCCCAGCGGAGCUAAAAGAGUUUUGCUGAUUCUUGUUGUCUGUAGAGAAACGUAGUUUGCGGAAUGUAAAGAUAGUGCAAGUUUGUAACUUUUAUAUCACGUGACUGAACGUUCGUUGUAACUAUAGCGCUGGUGUUUCUUAUUAUAGAGAAGCAAACUUCUGCAAUGAUGCAACCGUGCGCUAU